Candidozyma auris is the source of this 1179-nucleotide messenger RNA. RefSeq names its product exopolyphosphatase. Gene Ontology annotation, molecular function: exopolyphosphatase activity. NCBI's taxonomy places the organism in Eukaryota, Fungi, Ascomycota, Pichiomycetes, Serinales, Metschnikowiaceae. Bases 1 to 1179 code for a protein of 392 amino acids. Gene Ontology annotation, cellular component: cytoplasm. The transcript has a single exon. The record is from RefSeq and is a predicted model, not a curated record.
AUGUCAGUCAAAGCAUUCCUAGAGAAGGCCAGGCCUUUGGCUGCCGGCUCACAGAUCCUCAAAUUUGUGACUGGUAACCAGCUGGCAGAUAUGGAUUCCGUUGUUAGUGCCAUUAUCUACGCUUUUUUCUACAAUAAGCAUUUCCCUGAUAAGGUGCCUUACUUGCCGUUGAUAAACAUCCCACAGGAUGAAUUGAGACUCAGAAGAGACAUCGAGUUGCUUUUGAAUUCUCAUGGAAUCAGUGCCAAACAUUUAGUUUUCAUAGACGACCUCAAGCGGCUUCUAGAAGGGACAUCGAAAGUACUAGACCUUGUUUUGGUCGACCACUGCAAUUUGCAGGGACAAGAGUUGAUUGCGUUAAAUAAAGCGAAUCGUCUCAAAGUGACAGGAAUCAUUGAUCAUCAUGCUGAUGAAGGGGCUUUUCUUGACGCUAACCCCAGAAUCAUUCAAUCAAACGGCUCCUGCUCAGCGUUGGUGUACAACUAUUGGACAAAUGAACAAGGUGAACUGGCGCCGACUGAGGUUGCAAAGCUCCUUUUGGGCCCUCUUUUGAUUGACACGAGCAAUAUGACUCAGAAAGUGGAAGAGGGAGACAUCAAGGCUUUCAGUAGCUACAAGAAGGUGCUUGAGGGCGAAGUACAGGCAUUGGGUGUGGAGAAUGAUCUCAUUAAUGGCCUCUACAAGCAACUCAAAAGCGCCAAGAAGGACUUGAAUGGGUAUUCAUUCUAUGACAUUUUGAGAAAAGACUAUAAACAGUUUGCCUUUACCAGCCCUACUGGAACAGUGAAUGUAGGGUUCAGCUCUUUGGGCAAGUCGAUCAAGUGGAUCACCAACAACUUCACCGCUGCAGAGAUUGCAUCCACAUUGGACACCAUGUGUCACAACUUUGGUCUUGACAUCAUUGUCAUUACCACAUCCUACACCAAGAAGGAGAAUGACGAAUACACCAGGGAGUUCUGCUUCAGUACCACAGGUACUAGGUUUGCGCCGUUAGCAAGCUUUGCUGAUGCGUUGGUCUUGAAUGACGAUAUCUACGGUGGCGCUUCCGUAAAGGAGAAGGUGUUGUUGGUGAACAAACACCGUCCGUUUGAAGUGUACAACCAAGUCAACAUCAAGGCAUCUCGAAAGCAAGUGGUGCCUGUUGUAAAGGACAUAAUCGAGGGAGGAAAAUUGAACUAG